Macrobrachium nipponense is the source of this 2475-nucleotide messenger RNA. RefSeq lists its product as uncharacterized. Lineage: Eukaryota; Metazoa; Arthropoda; Malacostraca; Decapoda; Palaemonidae. The transcript is spliced from 2 exons. The record is from RefSeq and is a predicted model, not a curated record. The coding region runs from base 481 to 1716 and encodes 411 amino acids.
AUCAGUGUGUCAUCUUUGAGAGGGUAGUUAAAUCACAAGACAACGACGCAACCAGUUUAGAUAUAGUGAGCAACACCAUCAAGAUCAGUGCCUCAAAGGGUUGCACAGACAAUAGUUAUUAGUGCGUAAAGGUCAGCCUCAGCAAAGAGAAAGUGAACUCUAUAGACCCACAGACAACGGUGGCGGUGAAACUGCAAGAUAUUGCUUAGAACAAUGACAGCUCUCAUGACCAGUGAUCAAUACCACAUCUGCAAAAGGCAGAGCCAAGCUGCAAGGCUGAAGUCGGCGCCAUUUCUGUGAGACCAUCGUCUACUGAAUAGGCCACAACGGUGUAGACCUCCCGGAAAGAAAGCAAGAGUUGCAACCCAGCAGUGAACAAGAAAGGGAGAAGUUCAAGACGAAGUCAGCUGUAGGCCUACCUACCUCCCCAGUGGCUACGUAUAUAAAGGCGUGGCGACAACUCCAACGGAAACUCAGACGAUGGCCAUGGCAGGACUCCGGGGACUACGGCAGUUCGGAACGGCAUCUUGGAUGACCGUUGCUCAGCCCCACCUGAGCACGUCCACGGACAAUCCCGAAACAUCACCACCGUCCCAGAACUUACCGCCAACGCCCGUUGAGUUUGAGUUCAUGGAUGGUAAAGGCAGUAGGAGCAACACAGCGGUCGACUUCACUCAUCAUUCUCCCACUCCUUCUCAAGUAGCUCAGGGUCCGCCGUUGGGAAACUACAGCGAGUCGGAGAGCAUGCAGGACUAUCAUCCAACUUACUACCAGAAUGGCAAUCUAACUCCUCAGGCUAGUUGUCAGCCUGUAAUUCUAGAAGAGAAGAAAUUCCGGAAUGUCUGGUCAACUACCAGGGUGUACCCUGCUAGUAGAGUUGGUGACAUGCCAGUCUGUCAUUCAUGCCUGGAAGCCUUGUCGUUACCUGAUGUAAACAACACCAGCUAUGUAUGGGACGACGAUCAAGGCCUUAGGGAGUCAGUGCAACAACACUCACCCUUUGGUAAAACGUCCUCUUUCAGGCGACGCAGGGGUAUGGGUGCGGGCAUCGAAGAUGCUGACGACAACACCUCACCCAUCGCACGUGGAAGGUAUUCUCACUAUAUCAAGAGACCAAGAAGGAAUAUGGGUGACAAAUCCAUUUACAGAAGCUUAGAGAGAGGAACCAGGAGGAGAACUUUCGACUACCAGAGUCGCGUGGCGUCUCAAGACAAGUACUACUACGAACUGUCCACGCAGAACAAGGAGCACGUUGCCGUAAGAGAAGCAGCUGAUAGUGGAAAUGUUAUCGGCAGAUUGUCUCACACAAAGGAAAACAGUGAAAUCUUUCUGAAACAGAAUGAACGUAUGAUGCCGUCGUCAGCUGAGCCAAGAGGCGGUCAAGUUCCUGCUCAGGGACAGACUUCUGCUCACAGUUCAGUGGUGAUCCCAAGAAGAGAAAAUGGAGGCCCAGUUUCAGAAAUCUCUGGACAGGGGCCUGUUAGCGACAACUCCACCGGUGCUAGGGAGAAGAGCAGCAGGCAUGAAGAGGAGACGUUCCGAAGGUAUCAGGAGUGUCAACAUGAGGGAGGUACCGGCAGAAGGCGCUCCACGCCAAAGUCGACGACUCCUGUGGAGGAUGACGGAGACCACUGUGACAUUGAUAUAGAAGCGCAAGCAUCCCAGAUCAUUGAUGUUGUGGAGUUGCACGCCCAGAGCAAUUGUAAGACAUCUUGAAUGAGGAAUUCCUAGGGGGCCAGAAAUUAAUUGAAAUGUACUUGACAAAUUUUGUAAUGGAAGACGUUUUAUAUUUACCUCAAAGAGUCAUAUCAUUGUUGUCUCUUAGAAUUGCCAUUUUUCCCUUAAACUUAUCUUUGUCAACUCCAAGAUAUUUUCGUACUAUAUUUCAUAAUUACAAGUGUGUUAAGGGGCAGUAAUGGCCAGGCUACCCAGAACAUUUUGGCAUUGAGAAAAUCAAGGUUAUUCCUUUUAAAAGCAUUUAUAUAUAUAUUAGAAUUUAUGAAAACAAACUAGGAAUUCAUUGAGUUGUACAGUGCUAUAGUAGAUUCACAUCAACCGUGCAUCCUGUGUCUAGGCCAGUCCCUUACGACGCUCCUGAUUGGCUGUUGAUAAGCCAAUCACAGGGCUGGAAACUCUCAGUCUCUCUCGAGAGAGUUCACAAAGGCAGGAUGUAGUAUGUUCCACCUCUCCUGAUGGAUACUUAUGUCUUUGAAAAAAAUCUACACGUAAAUCUGGCUUGAUAUGCUUAAUAUUCCUUCGCAAAAGAAGGAUUGAAUCUUGGAAUUUAUCAGAAAAUAAAAAUAAACAUUAAAUAUAUUAAUCUCAAAACUGCGAAAUGGUUUGCUAUAUUAUCAAUGUUCUCAUGACAAGUACAUUUUUUUGAAUUAUUUUAUACUAUUGACUACACCUUUCGUAAUCAUGUAUUAUAUUAUUAUUAUUAUAAUGUAUGUCGUGUCGGUGUGGUGAGAUGCUUUG